AUGGCCGCCAAUAUACCAGGCCCGCUCAAGACCGCCGACAUUGCACGCUUUGCCAUGCGGUCGGCGCAACUGGCCAAUGUAGACGCCGUAAUGACCUACUGGUGUAGGUGCGACUACUAUAUUGUCAAUCAGAUACUAUCAAAAGGCCUGCACACGGCGGAUGACGAAUCCAUGGCCUAUACCACCGCUCUCAUGGACAAGCUUGAGCAGAUCAAAGCCCAACACCCCAGCAACGACGCAAUACUGGAUGAUGUAGCGGCGAAGGCGUAUGUGGAGCAGUUCGCUCUCAAGACCUUUGACCGCGCCGAUAACGCUGUGCGGGCAAAUAAGGCUUCAGCACAAACCGCAGAUACUUUCCGAGCAGCAGCGACUUUCCUCGACCUCCUCGGCACAUGGGGGCCGCUCGACCCCGAGAUCAGCGCAAAGUCCAAAUUCGCAAAAUACCACGCCCUGCGCAUCGCCAAAGCGAUUAAAGCCGGCGAGGACCCCAACCUCUCGAACCCCGUGCAGGAACCGCCCCCUCAAGAGGCCGUGGCACCGGCCCUGGACCCAAACGACCCGGAAGUCCAGCGCAUAAACGGUGCCACCUCCGCUCAACGCCCGUUAGAAGACUCAGCUCCGCCUCUCUCCCUACCAUCGCCACCUCUUCCCGACGCUCCAGCAACCGUGCCAUCGCCAGCAACUCACCAACCCCCCAAUGGCCCACUCUCCCAAGCCGGCGACGUUUCCCCACUAGCGCCCACCCCAGAUAGCAGAAAGGGCUCCGUAGGCGGCGGCUACUUCCCCCGCCUACCGGCGACCUUCGCAUCCGAGACCGCGCCACCUGCACUCCCGACCGCUCCCGCCGACGAUGUAUCCAUGACCGAGGAUCCUCCCCAAUUCAUAGACCCAGAUCCGUCGAGCUUCUACAGCCAGCAGAAUCAGCAACAUCCGCCGCCGCCGCCGCCGCCGCCUCAAACACAGCCACCACAAGUCCACGCUCCCGCAGCAGCGGCAUGGCCGCCCGCACGACAACAACAACCACCUGCGCCGGAGCCGAUGGUGAGCCACGAUGUAGGCACGGCAGGGGCAUACAGGACCGACGACGAGGCGAUCGCGAGCGCGGCCAAGCAUGCUAAAUGGGCUGUUUCGGCGCUCAAUUUCGAGGACGUGGAUACGGCGGUCAAGGAGCUGAGGAUCGCGUUGAGGAGUUUGGGCGCGAGCUGA
Coniosporium apollinis CBS 100218 is the source of this 1206-nucleotide messenger RNA. RefSeq lists its product as uncharacterized. The transcript has 3 exons. NCBI's taxonomy places the organism in Eukaryota, Fungi, Ascomycota, Dothideomycetes. The record is from RefSeq and is a predicted model, not a curated record. Gene Ontology annotation, cellular component: multivesicular body. Gene Ontology annotation, biological process: late endosome to vacuole transport via multivesicular body sorting pathway. The coding region runs from base 1 to 1206 and encodes 401 amino acids.